AACAUUCAGCUGAGAAAUAUGGCGCCUGUACGGUUCAUCACUUAUUUCUGCAUAUUUUAUAUGAUUAUUUGAUAACUUCCAGAGGUAGUAGUUGAGCACGAUAUCAAGAAUUAUUUGUACUAGAAGAUGUUCGUAGUGAAAAGUAUCGCAGCGGAUCAUAAAGAUCUCAUUCACGAUGUUUCUUAUGACUUUCAUGGUCGGAGGAUGGCGACGUGCUCCAGUGAUCAAAGUGUCAAGGUCUGGGAUAAAGAUGACAGCGGAGAAUGGCACUGCACUGCUAGCUGGAAGACUCAUAGUGGAUCCGUGUGGAGAGUGACAUGGGCGCACCCUGAGUUUGGUCAGGUGUUGGCGUCUUGCUCAUUUGACCGCACUGCAGCCGUAUGGGAGGAAAUAGUCGGCGAAUCCAAUGACAAACAGCGAGGUCAAAGUCACUGGAUAAAGAGAACCACGCUGGUGGACAGCCGGACAUCAGUAACUGAUGUGAAGUUUGCACCGAAGCACAUGGGUCUGAUGUUGACCACCUGCUCUGCAGAUGGUGUGGUGCGCAUCUACGAAGCGCCUGAUGUGAUGAACCUCAGUCAGUGGUCCUUACAGCACGAGAUCUCCUGCAAGCUCUCCUGUUCCUGCAUCUCCUGGAACCCAUCCAGCUCUCGAGCUCAUCCUCCAAUGAUAGCCGUGGGGAGCGACGACAGCAAUGUGACGUACGGUGGCAAAGUGCAAAUCUAUGAGUAUAAUGAAAACACCAGGAAAUAUGCCAAAGCGGAGACGUUGGUGACUGUAACUGAUCCCGUUCAUGACGUCGCCUUUGCUCCUAAUCUCGGAAGAUCCUUCCACGUGUUGGCAAUCGCAACCAAAGAUGUCCGCAUUUUCAAACUCGUACCACUUAGGAGAGAGAGCACCAGCAGCUCUGCUCCUACUAAGUUUGAGGUGCAGGUGAUGGCUCAGUUUGACAGUCAUAACUCGCAGGUGUGGCGCGUCAGCUGGAACAUCACCAGCACUCUGCUGGCUUCCUCUGGAGACGACGGCUGUGUGAGACUCUGGAAAGCCAAUUACAUGGACAACUGGAAGUGCACAGGGAUCCUUAGAGGAGACGGGAGUCCGGUGAACGGUUUUGGACACGCGGCUGCUCUUAAUGCGGUGGGGGUGUCUGCGGCGGGUCAGCUGCUUGUCGGGGCAGCUUCUGCUGGCAGAAAGAAAGCACAGCUGAUGCCUGGCUAAUGGCGUAAUGUGCUGCUUGCUGCAUGCACAGGAUUGGACAGACUGACCCCUCACCUGCACUGUGUGUGACACCUGUACGCUCAUCCAACUACUAAUCCAACAAGAGUGUGUGUUUUCUUCAGCAAAUUAUGUUUUCUAUAAUUGAACACUAUUUUACUAAACAUGAUAACCCCAGUCUUAAGAUUAUAUGAUGUUGUAACAUGGUUCAGUAUUAUUUAUUUGACAACAGUUGAACUUUUGGUAAUUUCUCAAAACUGAUAAUAAUGUGCGAUGUGCAUACUACCAGGCAAUUUUAUAUCAGGUUUGCAGGAAUGUCAGAAUUAUAUUAUAUAUCGAAAAUGAAGCAUAUUUGUUAUUUUAGUACUUUUCCUAUUGUGACAUUCUCUACCAUAAUUAAUUUAGAUAUAGCUAUUCUAAUUUUUUAAUUAUUUGAGGUGAAAUAAAUAAAUUGCCAAUUAUUUACCAGUAUUUUCAUAUAUUCUGUAUUCUGAACAGUAGAGGUAGGCAUUGAGCGAUAUUCAGGCCUUUUCUGCUUAUGCUGCGUUUAAGAUGCAAGGGUUUAGGAUAUUUCCCACCUCAACCUGGAAAUAAUUUCUGGAACGGCACUGUUUUAUUUUUUAUCAAUACUUGUAAUCUUUUAAUUUUACUACAUACUUCUAAUGUUACUUAAUCCAGCUGUUACUCCCGGGUUCGUGGUUGUCUUGAAUGCAGCAUGAAACCAGUCUUCAGAUAUGCCCCGGCAACGUUUUUUGUCACUAGGCUACCUAGUCUGGGAUAUAUGCACAAAUUGUUUUUAGUUUAAAAAGUAUCUUUUGUGUUGUCCAUAUUAACAUAUCACAAAUUCUUCAUAUUUAUCGUAGUUUAUCAAUCACCGAACCAGUGUAAAAUCAAGGUCUUGUAUAACUGGGUGAAUUUCAUGGGAGGACUGGAUUUAUAGAGAUGCCAAACAUCAAAUCUGUACAUUUAUUAGUUGGAAUUUAGUUGGACAGAUUUUGAAGGAAGUAAUUUAACUUGUCUCGGCGUAAAAUAAACUUUUUCAGUUUGC
Triplophysa rosa is the source of this 2263-nucleotide messenger RNA. It is a transcript of the gene seh1l, whose product is annotated as SEH1-like (S. cerevisiae). The transcript has 9 exons. The record is from RefSeq and is a predicted model, not a curated record. Gene Ontology annotation, biological process: positive regulation of TORC1 signaling; cellular response to amino acid starvation. Gene Ontology annotation, cellular component: Seh1-associated complex; nuclear pore outer ring. Gene Ontology annotation, molecular function: protein binding; structural molecule activity. The coding region runs from base 127 to 1218 and encodes 363 amino acids. Lineage: Eukaryota; Metazoa; Chordata; Actinopteri; Cypriniformes; Nemacheilidae.